CCUCCCUCUCUCUCCCUCCUCUCCCUCUCCCUCUCUCCCUCUCUCUCAGGUAGUUUAAGAACAGCAGCUCAUGGCGGAUGAAUAAAAUCCCCAUUGUGGGACCGGGCCUCGCUCAGCAGAAGCGGGAAUCGCCUUCGGCAGCGUUUGUCAGCGGUCGUGGCCCCGGAGGGACUUGCGUCCGGCCAGCCAGCGGAUCCGGAGCGCUGGGAUAAGGGGCCGGAGUGAACCGCUCGAACUUCGCGCGGAACGCCGCUGGACUCGGAGCCGCUGGACUCGGAGCCGCUGGACUCGGAGCUGGCGGACGAUCGCAGGCUUUGCUGACGUCGUCUGCGCGUGGCCGGGCUUGCCUCAGGUUUGACUGUAUCCCCCCGUGGUUCCGGUGUGAAGUCGCUGCCUGCUGUCCCAUUGGCUGUUACACAAACAAUCUCUGUGUUUAGAAAGACCAUUUGGGCCAUCUGCACGGCUCUAAAACCAGGAUUGAUUUGAUUUUUUCGAUCGACUCAUUGACUGAGACUCCUGAUGCCCGUUUCUCUGUUAGCGUUAGCAUCAGCAUUAGCGACGGCCGGUGAGACGGAACCUUCAGCCAUGAGGGCGGGAGGGACUGUUAGAGACGGCGUGAGGGACACAGAACUGACGCAGGAAACUCCCGCCCAGAUCUCCUCCUACUGCCUGCAGUUCGACUCCACUGGUGAGGUUGGCGGCUAUGACAUCAUGAAUAACGUGGUGAUACCCACGCCCGGGCUGUGGGACUACACGUCCCAGUUCCGCACCCUGCGCCAAAGCUGGGAGACCAACUACCAGGAGGCCGCUAUCUACCUACAGGAGGGGGAGAACAACGACAAGUUCCUGACGCACCCACGUGACCCCAAGGCUCUGACAGCCUACCUCGCGGCCCACAAUCCCCUGUUCUACGCCAUGGAGCUGCUCCCGGGGCUCCUGCUGAUGGCGCUGUCGCUGGCCGAGGCCCCGGCCGUACCCCGCCUUCAGCUGGACGUCUACGUCCACACCACCCUGGAGCUGCUGGCGCUGGUGAUAGUAGCGUUAGAACUCUCCAUAAAGCUCAGAUGGCUGGGCUUUCAGGCCUUCACCUGCCACAAGAGGAUCAUGGUCAAGACCUGUGUUCUGCUGCUCCAGUUGGUGGAGGCCAUCGUGGUUCUGAUCCGACAGACGUCUCACAUGCGAGUGACCCGGGCCCUCCGGCCCAUCUUCCUGGUGGACUGCACGUACUGCAGAGCGGUGCGCAGGAACCUGCGACAGAUCUUCCAGUCCCUUCCGCCCUUCAUCGACAUCCUCCUCCUCCUUUUCUUUUUCAUGAUCAUUUUCUCCAUCCUGGGUUUUUAUUUAUUCUCUCCAAACGCGGCAGACCCAUACUUCAGCUCGCUGGAAAACAGCAUCGUGAGUCUGUUUGUGCUCCUCACCACAGCCAACUUUCCGGACGUGAUGAUGCCGGCCUACUCCAGGAGCGGCUGGUCCUGCGUGUUCUUCAUCGUCUACCUGUCCAUUGAGCUCUACUUCAUCAUGAACCUGCUCCUCGCGGUGGUGUUCGACACCUUCAACGAUGUGGAGAAGAUGAAGUUCAAGUCGCUGCUGCUGCACAAGAGGUCAGCCAUCGACCACGCCUUCAAGCUCCUGGUCAGCAAACAGAGCCCCAGCACGGUGUCCCUCAGGCAGUUUGACGGGCUGAUGCGGUUCUACCAGCCGCAGAUGGCCGCCCACGACCGCUUCCUCACCUUCAAGGCUCUCAGCCGCUCUGACGGCCCCACGCUAAGCCGGGAGGAAUUCUAUCACUUUUAUGAAGUCAUGGGCCUGAAGUGGACGGCACAGCGGAGCAGCAGUCACUGGUUCGACAGCCUUCCACACACCACCGUCCUCAUUUUCAAAGGAAUUCGAAGAUUUGUGAAAUCCAAAGCCUUUCAGUAUGGAAUGUACGUGGUGGUAGCGGUGAAUGGCGUGUGGGUCCUGGUGGGAACGUAUCUGGUGAACAACGUUUCCUCCUGGUCAGCAUUUUUUCCCUGGAGUUACAUAGUCUUCCUCAGCAUCUAUGGGGUGGAGAUCCUGUUGAAAACCUCGGGUCUGGGCCCUGUGGAGUACUUCAGCUCUGGGUGGAACCUGUUUGACUUCCUGGUCACGCUCUUCGCGGUCCUGGGCCUGGUCGCCGUGGCCUUCGAUGUCGAGCCGUUCUAUUUCAUCGUGGCCCUGCGGCCGCUGCAGCUCCUCAGGCUGUUUAAGAUUAAGAAAUCUUUCCGCAUUGUCUUAGACACCAUGGUGGAGCUCCUUCCCCGGAUGGCCAGUUUGGGACUCACCCUCAUCAUUUUCUACUACUCCUUCGCUAUUGUGGGGAUGGAGUUUUUCGCCAACGUCGUCUACCCCAACUGCUGCAAAAACAGCACAGUGGCAACGUCCUACCGGCAGAUCGCCAUCACCGUCGGCAACCGCACUGUUCUGGAUGAGGGAUACUACUAUCUGAACAACUUCAACGACAUCCUCAGUGCCUUCGUCACACUGUUUGAGCUGACAGUCAUCAACAACUGGUAUAUUACAAUGGAAGGGGUGACAUCACAGACCAGUCAUUGGAGUCGCCUUUACUUCAUGACCUUUUACAUCAUCACCAUGGUUGUGAUGACUAUCAUUGUGGCCUUUGUUCUGGAUGCCUUUGUCUUCAGAAUGAACUACAGCCGCAAAAACAGAGAACCAGCGGGACACCCAGGAGAUGAUAAUGGUGUGGUGUUUGAGGUGGAAGUGUUGCGGGAGGAGGCUCUGUCCAUGUUGGAGCUCAGUAAAAAGACCUACCCCAAACGCUCCAACCUGAGCUCCCUACAGGAGGCACUGCUGAGCAUCGAAAGCAACAGACUUGCCUCUCUAGUGUUUGUGGGUCGACGCUCCCGCACUAAGACUGACCUGAGCAUGAAGAUGUACGAGGAGGAGACUCAGGAGUGGUAUGUGGAACACUCUCAAGGGGGCCCACUUCACCCUCAACAAGCAUGAUACUGUAUGUGGACAGAGAAACGGACAGCCUGGACACCAAUAAUAUUCACCAGGAUACGGAGAAAACUCCUAUAAACUGUGGGCUACAGGCUAACUCCCCCAAACUGUGGGCUAAAGCUAACUCUCCCAAACUGUGGGAUACAGGCUAGCUCCCCCAAACUGUGGACUAUAGGCUAACACCUCCAAACUGUGGCUACAAGCUAACUCUCCCAAACUGUGAGCUACAGGCUAACUCCUCCAAACUGUGGGCUGAAGCUAACUCUCCCAAAACUGUGGGAUACAGGCUAACACCUCCAAACUGUGGGCUACAGGCUAAACUCCCCAAACUGUGGACUAGAGGCUAGCUCCCCCAAACUGUGGGAUACAGGCUAGCUCCCCCAAACUGUGGGAUACAGGCUAGCUCCCCCAAACUGUGGGAUACAGGCUAGCUCCCCCAAACUUUGGGCUAGGAUGCUGGAUGGUCACUAGUGCUCUCCCCUGAAUUCAUGGACUAGAGGGCCUGCUGACAUGGCACUCUCCUCUUACAUGGAUGGAUGCACAAACCACUUUCCUCAGACAAGUGCUCAUCACUGUGUGUCAUCUUAAAUCCUGGAAGGGCUCAGUUUUCCCUGACCGAUGGUGCGGUGGGCAGGAACGCAGACUCUGGUGUGAGCAUCUGCUCUGGAGUUUCUGUGUGACGGAUUUCUCAGGUAAUGCUCAGAGACAGGUCAUGAGUUUGCAUUCAGGCGGCCAUUUUCAAAGAGCAGUCCCCAUGG
Anguilla rostrata (American eel) is the source of this 3740-nucleotide messenger RNA. RefSeq names its product two pore channel protein 1-like. Gene Ontology annotation, molecular function: voltage-gated channel activity; monoatomic ion channel activity. Bases 520 to 2985 code for a protein of 821 amino acids. Lineage: Eukaryota; Metazoa; Chordata; Actinopteri; Anguilliformes; Anguillidae. The transcript is spliced from 27 exons. The record is from RefSeq and is a predicted model, not a curated record. Gene Ontology annotation, biological process: monoatomic ion transport; transmembrane transport. Gene Ontology annotation, cellular component: lysosomal membrane; endosome membrane.